This is a messenger RNA of Cydia amplana, 2465 nucleotides long. RefSeq lists its product as uncharacterized. Bases 537 to 2465 code for a protein of 642 amino acids. The transcript is spliced from 3 exons. The record is from RefSeq and is a predicted model, not a curated record. NCBI's taxonomy places the organism in Eukaryota, Metazoa, Arthropoda, Insecta, Lepidoptera, Tortricidae.
AACUACAUUUUCUUCAAAUUAAUGUCUUGCAAGAUGUCGCCUACCGUUAAAGUGCCAAUCAAAGAAAAUGGAAAAAAAAGAUUUUACAAACCCAGCAUUGUGGAGUCGCAGAAUUCAUUUAUUUUACACGUUACGAACCAGAGUGAAAUCAAAAAUAAACUGGAGCAAUACCAGAAAAUGCAUCUAUCCAGAGGAACCACCUUCCAACCGCUGGUGAUUGCCGUCGGACCAACGAGCAAGGACUUAAAGGAUUUUUACGUAGCGGUUGAGUCAGUUCUCUACAAGGUAGAUCAACUGCUAAAAGCUGUCGACGUGUGUUUCAAAGUAAUUCACGUAACCAACGUUCAAUACCCGCUAGAAUGUUUAAGUGUAUGGUCAUUUAUCCAAAAAUAUUUUUAUAACUUGCACAACAAAAAGGACAAGAAAAUUUCCUCUGUCUAUUGCUUUAUAUCAGAUCUGACUGACUAAUUAAUUGAGCAUCUUUCAAGGACUUAAGAAUUUUUGUGUUUUGACUAUAGGGAUAAUAGUUAGUAACAAUGUUUAUUUGCUUCAUGUGUUCGAUCGAAACAGCAAACCAUCAAGAUCUUAUUCAUCAUUACAAAACUAGUCACAAUCUCGGUCAUAACUCGAUUUAUCGAUGUGCACAAUCGAAUUGUUUCAGAGCAUUUCAAAGUUUGCGUUCCUUUCGUCGUCAUAUAGUUAGUCAUAAUGUCUCGGACCGGAAUAUAUAUUCAGAAUUAGCCCCGUCGCUUAAUUUUAACACUGAUAACAUGAUCGAAAAUUACAAUAAUUUAGACAUAACAGAUAAUACUCAGGAUACAUGUAAUGUUAAUGCAUGCUGUAGUAAUCUGCAACCCACAUCUGAAAGUUUCAGUAAGAAAAAUGAAAAUGUACGGAAGUCUACUGCAGCAUUUGCAUUAUCGUUGUAUAGCAAUCCUUAUUUAAAUCGUAAAUGCGCUAUGAAAAUAAUUGACGAUGUUUCAGAACUAGUAACUGGUGUUAUUGGAACUAUGUUGUCUGAACUCUCACCUAAUGACGAUACACCGAAUAAAAACAUAGUUGAAGCAAUUUCCCAUUCUUUCGACGGUUUGGAUACUGAAAGUCAAGUAAUUAAAUAUUUUUCUGACCGUAAUAUUUACACACCCCCAAAAAAAUUUACAAUUAAUGAAAAUGUUACUGUAAAUACAGGAAAUUCUACGGUAAUGCUAAGACCUAUGUCGGAAACUGGAGCGAUAGUACCUUUAAGAGCAGUUUUAAAACAAAUAUUUGAACUACCCAACUUUCUAAAAUGCAGCACUAGUAUUCCUGAUGUUCAAUCUAUAUCAAAUUUUACACAAGGUAAUAUGUGGAAGCAAAAAUUGGUCGGAAAAAUGGAUGAAAAUAGCUUAUACAUUCCAUAUUUUCUGUAUUUUGAUGAUUUCGAAUGUAAUAACCCCCUGGGUAGUCAUGCUGGAGUCCAUUCUAUCGCUGCUACCUAUUACACAUUUCCAACGUUGUCAGCGGAUCAUGCUUCACUAUUAGAAAAUAUAUUUGUUGCAAUGUUGCAUAAAUCAUCUAGCAAAAGUCAUGGAAAUGCUUCAAUUUAUUACGAACUUAUAAAGGAGUUAAAGAGUUUAGAACAAAAUGGCAUAGAUUUAGAAAUCAGUGAAGGUGUUUUUAAAGUAUAUUUUAUACUAGGGAUGAUCAUUGGUGACAAUUUGGGACUAAACACCGUUCUUGGAUUUGCUAAAUCAUUUUCUAGUAACUAUUAUUGUAGAAUAUGUAAGGCUCAUAAAAAUAUAAUGGGAAAACAGUGCAAGCAAGAUGACGGUUUAAUGCGCAAUCGACACAAUUAUAACACUGAUGUCGAAAUUAACAAUGUAACAAUGACAGGAAUAAGUGAACGAUGUGUAUUUAAUGAUAUUAGCACUUUUCAUGUUGUUGAUAAUUUUUGUGUUGACAUUAUGCAUGAUAUAUUUGAAGGUGUUUGCCAUUAUGAUCUGACUCAUAUUAUUGUGUAUUUUACAGAAAGCAUCACAUUGUUCACUUUAAAUAACUUGAAUAAUAGGUUACAAUUAUUUGACUACGGAUCUGGUGAGCUAAAUGAUAGAUGUGGAAUAAUAAAACAUGAACAUUUAAUGAAAAGCAAAUUUAACAUGUCUGCAUCUGAAAUGAUGUUAUUUGUACACAUAUUUCCUUUAUUGGUGGGAGACUUAAUACCUGAAGAUGACGAAGUAUGGCAGUUUUUUAUUACACUGCUAGAAAUUAUUGAUAUUUUACUUUGUAGGGAUAUCGAUAAUAGCACACUGUUGUAUUUAGAAGCCUUAAUAAGCGAACAUCACGAAAGUUAUGUCAAACUGUUUCACGACACCUUAAAACCGAAGCACCAUUUUAUGGUGCAUUAUCCGCAUGUUAUAAAGCAAGAUUCAAUUAUCACUUGCAAGCACACCAGCUGCAUCAAAGAGAAACUGGUUUAUAUAGACUAA